AUGUUGGCUGACAAUGCCAUCAUUCUCUCUGCAAGUUCAUACGAUUCGAGACUCUUCUCUGGACGACACUGCAAGUCCAUGUUCAAGGUAAACAAUCGAGGAAUAGGGGAGGGCAUUCGCCCCUCGAGGAAAUCUCUGUGGACAGACGAAGAAGAGAUGUGGCUUAUUGUUACUUGCAUGGAGCAACACACCAACGAAUGGCUCGCGCAGAAUAUGCCGGGGAACAGCGGACGAACCUCACACUCCAUUGCAGGCCACCUCGCAGAUCUUCGUACAAAGGGCAAGCUCCCUCGAAGCUGGAGACAAGAAAAUGGCAACGGGGUAACAUCUUGGUCAAUCGCUGAGGACAUGGAAAUACUGGAGUGGAUACUUCACGCCAAAACACGAAUCGAUCCUGUGGUAUUCGUCGCCGCCGAUCGUUCUGGAACGGCAAUUACUAAUCGAGCAGAAUACCUGAUGGCUGACGAGGUGUUCGCCGCGCUUGUUCAUGACACCGAAGAGAGCCUUAGACUGGUCCAGCUUAACUACGACGCGACCGAGGAAGGUCCAGAGAAGGAGGAAGCAUACGAUAUUCUCGUGAUUGCGGAGGAUGAUAGCGAUCGUCUCAUCCGUGAUGCACUGCAGAAGUCGCUUGCUAGUCGAUCGUAA
Messenger RNA from Paracoccidioides brasiliensis Pb18, 648 nucleotides. RefSeq lists its product as uncharacterized. The coding region runs from base 1 to 648 and encodes 215 amino acids. The record is from RefSeq and is a predicted model, not a curated record. The transcript is spliced from 3 exons.